Messenger RNA from Cryptomeria japonica (Japanese cedar), 828 nucleotides. RefSeq lists its product as uncharacterized. The transcript has 2 exons. The record is from RefSeq and is a predicted model, not a curated record. NCBI's taxonomy places the organism in Eukaryota, Viridiplantae, Streptophyta, Pinopsida, Cupressales, Cupressaceae. Bases 1 to 828 code for a protein of 275 amino acids.
AUGGGGGAAGGAAUGAUUUAUAGAGAGUUGUCUAACCGGCUUGCAGAAUUUGAAGAAGCCCUAGGUGCAUUAAGGGUCAAUUACAAAUCUUCAUUGGUUAAGAGGAGAGAGUUGGCUGAAUUAUUGUUUGAACUUAGUGAAAACAGUUCAUCUGAGGAAGCAAACAUUGAUGCAUUGGCUAAUGAGGUGGAAAAAAUGAAUGAUGAGAAGUCAAAUCUAAGGAGAGAGUUGGAAGCCAGGAGGACUGUUGAAGACAAAAUUAGAGAGAAGGAGCAUGAGAUCUUUAAGCUGAAACAAGAGGUUGGAACCCUGACUGCAUACCUUCAAGAGGAAAAAGAAGAAAAAGAAGAACUAAAGGCUAAUCUAGACAUGGCUAUAACAAAGAAGAGUUUAACUAGACUUCUCAUCGGUGAGUCUCAGUCUAUCCAAGAUGAGACUGAAGAAAUCCUAAAGAAUUUUUUAGGAUUGGGGCCUGAAGAAGAGGAACCAGUGAGAAUCAAGGGAGAAGAUCUCCCUGAUACUUUGAAAAUUGAUGAUAUCAUAACGGAUGAAAUAGUGUUUGAUGAUUCACAAGUUGAUACACACACUAAGAAAGAAAUAAUCAUUAUCAUUGAUAAAGAGACAGUGUUACCGGAAGACAUCUCCAUCAGUAAGGAUAAAGAUAAUGGUAAAGAAGAGAAAGACAAAGAUGUAGAAGAGAUUAAGACUAAAGAAAAUGUACAAAUAGAUGAUGUACAAAUUGUUGAUCCCCCGGAGAAGGAAGAGAUGCAAAAAAAUAUUGAUGUUGAGCAAUCUACAGGGCAACCGGUGAAUACAGAAGAAAUAUAG